Terrapene triunguis (Three-toed box turtle) is the source of this 5688-nucleotide messenger RNA. RefSeq names its product mannan binding lectin serine peptidase 1 (gene MASP1). Gene Ontology annotation, biological process: complement activation; zymogen activation. The record is from RefSeq and is a predicted model, not a curated record. Gene Ontology annotation, cellular component: extracellular region; blood microparticle. The transcript has 11 exons. Gene Ontology annotation, molecular function: calcium ion binding; serine-type endopeptidase activity. Lineage: Eukaryota; Metazoa; Chordata; Testudines; Emydidae. The coding region runs from base 263 to 2455 and encodes 730 amino acids.
GAGAGAAGGGACUGUGAGAACAGCCUGGCUGAGCGGAGGACAGUUUCAGCACAGUCAGGUUUGUGUGUGUAGAACUGUAGCAGGCAGAGGAAGGCGUGACCUGCAUGGAGAAUGCCAGACAACUCCAGUCACACAUACACACACACACACACAAAUCUGGGUUGAACAAAGAUAAGGCAGACAGCGGAGCGUUUGGGACAAGACAGCCUAUACCAAAAACACCCUCAUUCCAAGCAGUUCAGAAAACACCAACAGCAGCAAAAUGAAGUACCUUCUGACCUGGUUCCUUUGUGCCUUCCUAUUUGGUAGUGCAGCUGCCAUUGAGUUGACGGACAUGUUUGGGGAGAUCCAGUCCCCUAACUUCCCAGAUUCCUACCCCAGUGACUCGGAAGUGACUUGGAAUAUUUCUGUGCCGGAUGGAUUUAGAAUCAAACUCUACUUCAUGCAUUUUGACCUGGAAUCGUCCUACCUCUGUGAAUAUGACUACGUGAAGGUUGAUGCUGAAGACCAAGUCUUGGCAACUUUCUGUGGCAGGGAGACUACAGACACGGAGCAGGCCCCUGGGCAACAGGUGGUCUUGUCUCCGGGUCCUUACAUGGGCCUCACGUUCAGAUCUGACUUCUCCAAUGAGGAGCGCUUCACUGGCUUUGAUGCCCAUUACACAGCAGUGGAUGUGGACGAGUGCCUGGAAAAGAGCGACGAGGAGCUGGCCUGCGACCACAACUGCCACAAUUACAUCGGGGGGUACUACUGCUCCUGCCGAUUUGGCUACAUCCUGCACUCCGACAACAGGACCUGCAAAGUGGAGUGCAGCAGCAACCUCUUCACCCAGAGGAGCGGGGUGAUCACCAGCGCUGACUUCCCCAGCCCCUAUCCCAAGAGCUCCGACUGCCUGUACCGCAUCGAGCUGGAGGAAGGUUUCCUCAUCAGCCUGCAGUUCGAAGACAGCUUCGACAUCGAGGACCACCCGGAGGUGUCCUGCCCCUACGAUUACAUCAAGAUUAAAGCCGGUCGGAAGGAGUUCGGCCCUUUCUGUGGGGAAAAAUCCCCAGGACGUCUAGAAACCCAAAGCAACAGCGUUCAGAUCCUGUUCCACAGCGACAGCUCAGGAGAGAACCGAGGGUGGAAGUUAUCCUACACGGCAAUCGGGAACCCGUGCCCACUGGUGCAGCCGCCAAUCAACGGGAAAAUCGAGCCCUCGCAGGCCAAGUACACUUUUAAGGACCAGGUGGUCGUCAGCUGCAACACCGGCUACAACGUGCUAAAGGAUAACAUGGAGAGCGACUCCUUCCAGAUCGAGUGUCUGAAGGAUGGAACAUGGAGCAACAAGAUCCCCAUCUGCAAAAUUGCUGACUGCAAAGCACCAGUGGAGCUGGAACAUGGGUCCGUCACCUUCGCCACGAGGAACAAUCUCACCACGUACCGCUCAGGGAUCCGGUACUCCUGCCAGCGACCCUACUAUCAGAUAGCCCCAAAUAUCACUGGCACGUACACCUGUGAUGCUAAGGGGGUGUGGAAGAGCGAGGAGUUGGGGACCAAGCUGCCGUCUUGUCGACCAGUGUGUGGCCAGCCAGUUCGCCCUCUGCCCGGGAUAAUCAAGCGCAUCAUUGGAGGGCGGAACGCGGAGCCCGGCUUCUUCCCUUGGCAGGCCCUGAUCGUGGUGGAGGACACGUCCAGGGUCCCCAACGACAAGUGGUUCGGCAGCGGGGCCCUCCUCUCUGACUCCUGGGUGCUGACGGCGGCUCACGUCCUCCGCUCCCAGCGCCGGGACAACACCAUCAUCCCAGUGUCCAAGGAGCACGUCACCGUCUACCUGGGCCUACAUGACGUGAGGAACAAGAAGGAUGCCGUCAACCGGACAGUGGAGGAGAUCAUCCUGCAUGGGGGAUUCGACAUCCAGAACUACAACCACGACAUCGCCCUGGUCAAGCUGAAGGAGAAGGUGACCAUGGAUGCCUACGUAAUGCCUAUCUGCCUGCCCCAGUUUGAGCACGAGCUGGAAGGGCCUCACCCCAACACCUUGGGCCUGGUGGCCGGCUGGGGCAUCUCCAACCCCAACAUCACCGUGGACGAGAUCAUCAGCUCAGGGAUGAGGACGCUGUCCGACAUCCUGCAGUACGUCAAGCUGCCGGUGGUGCUGCAUGCCGAAUGCAAGACCAGCUACGAGUCCCGCUCAGGCAACUACAGCGUGACCGAGAACAUGUUCUGUGCCGGCUAUUACGAAGGGGGGAAGGACACCUGCCUGGGAGACAGCGGAGGAGCCUUCGUCAUUCAGGACCCCGGGACCCAGAGGUGGGUGGCCCAAGGCCUGGUCUCAUGGGGUGGGCCAGAAGAGUGUGGAAGCAAGCAAGUGUAUGGGGUGUACACCAAAGUGUCUAACUACGUGGACUGGGUAGAGGAGAAGAUGGGAUCCUCACACAGGUGGACAUUCCUGGAUCCUGAACUGAAGAGAUGAGCUCGCCCCAGCCAGCAGGCACGACUCUGGUCUUCUGCAACCGGCAGCAGCAACUCUCAGUCCCCUCCAGCCUUAUUUCACGGGGUUUGCUUGGCAUCACGUUCCUUCAUGUGCUGUCGUAGGAAACGUCCGCUCGGCCGCUCAUGGGAAAUGAGCUGAUGGGCCUCGGCCAGGUUCCUUAGCGGGACAGGCAUCCACCUCACCCAGAAGAUACCACCACAACUACCUGGCCCCUGUGCCGGCGUCUCCGCAGAGGGGCCAAAGAAUGGGUGGGGCUGUGGAGACUGACCUGCACCCUCACGCUUGCUGGGGGAUGGUUCCUUCAGGUCAGGGUUGACGUACCCUCACGGGGGAAGCCGUGCCUGCCACUGCCUGACCCGCAUCUCGCGCUGUGCAGAGAGGCCAUCACACCCAGGGCUGUCAAGCCAGCACAUUCCACCAGCUCUACACCCACUUCUGAAAUUCCUCCGGGGCGGGGAGAGGCAGGAAAACCGACACAGGGCCCACAAAGCCCUUCACCCUGACUCUAGAGAAAGAGCUCACCUCCUUGGUAGCAAUAACAGGGGAGGGGAGGGGGUUCUUGCUGAUCAAUUUAUCCUGCUUUAUCUUCAAACCAAACUCCUGCUGGGAGCUCCCUUCAGCACCAGGCAGUCGGCGGUGUCCUAACAUCAGCCCGGAAUAAAGGCCAUGGUUCCACCAGGGCUUCUGGCUCGAACUGGCUGGGUCAAGGCACCAGAAUCUGGAAUCAGGCCCUUAACUGACAAGCAUUUGGGGGUAGGGGGGUCACUGGCCCGAAUUCAGAGUGAAACAAGAUAUCCCAGCUCUGUCCUCUGAGGCCAGGUCCUGAUAUCGUUUACACUGGUGUAGAUCCAGAGUCACUCCACUGACUUCAACAACCCACUGGUUAGCAAGAAAGCCCCGGUGCACGCUUUCCCGGCUGUUCCCGCCUCUGUCUUCUCAGCUGGCUUUUCAGUGUGGACACACAGGAGCAAAGGGUGUGAAAUCCAUCCCGCUCCCUUCCAUUGGUGCCCUAGGCUGGAGUCUGGGAGGAGGUUUCCUUGCUCCCUUUCCUAGUAUAGCAUCAGUAGUUCAGUGAUGAUAAGGAUACACCCGUUCCACCUGUGCCAUGAGACGCCUAUAAGCACAGUACACGGAGGUGCAGCCAUUGAGAGGCCUCUGUACUGUACUACGCCCAGGCUUUUCCGUCUUCCCCCUACAAAACGCAGACUGCCAAGCAACGGCCUGAGCUUAUCCCAGAUGGGGAGAGUCUGGGUGCAUUUCAUGGCACUUACUAUGCAUGACCCUUCCCCUGCUCUAGAGUUAAAUGGGCCACAUUGUCCCCGCUGAGCACGUCAUGCUGGGACUUGCAGCACGUGCGAUGGAGCUUAACACCAUCAAUGCCUGGUGAGAGGACGAACCCCUCUUGCUAGCAAACCCAGCUUGUUCCGAGAGCGAGAUGGGCAGAGGAUAAAGCAGAAUAAAGCCAGGCAAAGGAGUGGGGCUUGCAUCCACGCUACACACACACACACACACACACACAAACACACACACACACACACACUGUGCGGCUUGGCAGGCGUUUGCAAUCCUUUCCUUGCACUUCAUUUCCAGUGGGGUAUGCCCCAUGUGAGUUCUGCUUUGCGUUGGAGGGUUCCCAAAGCCAAAUUGAGUCAAACCUCCCGUGGUUGCACAUUGAAGCCACAUAAAACUCCUGAGUUUGGAUGGCUUCAGCACGACUCCAUAAACUGACCCAGAUUUGGGCAGAAGUCAGCCCCAGGCUCACUGGAGACUCAUUUCUGGGUGUGGUGCAUGUCACAGCUACCGGGCAAACGGCACUGCUGACCCCUCCUGGUCUCUCUGAGCGCCUCCCCCAUCCUGAACCUCAGGCCUCGAGUCGUCAGCCGGCAUAGGGUGGAAUCACACAAUUCUCCCUCUCUCAGACCGGGUCUGGGCUACACUCCCAUUACGUUCAGCUCCUGCAAUGGGCCGGGACGGUGGUACCCAGUGACCGGAUGCCUCCUUAAAGCAAAGAAUUGUUUAUUUACCAUUUCAGCGAAAGCGGCUUUUACAGACCAAAACAACACACUCCGUGCAUGUCUAGCUCGCCAUGCGGGUCGGUCUCCUCUGUGUGCUUGUGAACCCCCACGUACACUCCCAUCGCGAUGCCGGUUAGUAAAACGCGGAAAGGUAGCUGCUCUCCGAUGGAUACGUGCAUGUCGCUUCUGCUGGGCCAAAACUUACCUAUUCUGGCUUGUUUUUACUCAGACCCGGGGAGCUUUGCCUGGGUACGGGGUGAGCAAACACCGAGCUAGACCCUCAGGCUUUGACCCACAAACAUUUAAGCAGUCGUAUAGCAGCAAGAGGAGCAAGAUCCUCCAGAGACCAAAGGAACGUGUCUAUUGUACACACAUGCUAUGGCCUGUACUCCCGACUAUGCCGCGUAGCUAGAAGAUAUUAUAUUUUUUGUACUCUAUUCUGUCAGCUGUCGAACGCUGUGUAUGGACAGUCUGUAUCAUUCUGACCGGGAAGGAAAUAAAGCCCUGGUAUGUACAAAGCAUGUGUGCUGGCAAUCCACUGUUCUAACCGGGAGACUGCAGCCUGAGUGAAGUUCAUGGGACUGCCCCCUGCAUUCACCCUGCUGUGCUGUGCUGCUCCCCUUCCACAACCUCGGGGCUUCUUCUUUCUGUGCAUCCCCUCCCAAUGCCCUGGCACCACUAGCGUUAUCCUCUUCUUAAUCCAAUCACAAAAAUAAUGCAUCAAAGCACGGGGAAUAAUGGGACGGGUGAGGCUCACCAACGCCCAACCCCUGCAGCCACGGGGAACUCGCCAUAUGUGGAUACACCUAUUUGAUUCCAGCAGACAAUCCCUGCUCCCAAAAGGAAGUGAAACAUCCCUCCAGGGUCCUGCCCGUGUGCCCUUGGGUUGGGAUUUCCUUCCUGACCCACGAUCAGUUUAGCCCUGUGUGCAUCAGUGGGAUUCAACCUACUAAUGACCAAGUGUCCUCUCCUUGCUGAAGACUGCAAAUCGGGGAACGCGCUCCUCUGCAUCGAGACCAUCUGUGAUGUGUCUUCGGGCAGAGAGGAAGGAGCAGAGGAACUCAUAUGAAACAAGCAAAUACCUCCAUAAAAACAUCCUUCUAAUAAAGGAGAGAGAGGGACUGUACAGUACACCUCUACCCCAAUAUAACGCGAACCAAUAUAACACGAAUUCGGAUAUAACGCGGUAAAGCAGCG